Molecule: messenger RNA, 5493 nt
Organism: Synchiropus splendidus (mandarinfish)
Lineage: Eukaryota; Metazoa; Chordata; Actinopteri; Syngnathiformes; Callionymidae
Gene: si
Product: sucrase-isomaltase (alpha-glucosidase)
Exons: 47
Coding region: 1-5436 (1811 amino acids)
Biological process (GO): carbohydrate metabolic process
Molecular function (GO): carbohydrate binding; alpha-1,4-glucosidase activity
Source: RefSeq, a predicted model, not a curated record
AUGGGGAAAAGGAAAUUUUCAGGGUUGGAGAUCGCCCUGAUGGUGAUGUUCACACUGAUAUCCAUCACAGCGAUCGCCCUCAUCGUGCUGUUUGCCUUGGGAGAGAGCGGGGUCAUCCAAGAUGACAAGUUCAUUCCCCAGUGUCCAAACAUCCCCCAAGCAGAAAGAGUGGACUGCUUUCCAGAUGCUGGAGCGUCCAAGGCCAGGUGUGAGCAGCGCGGCUGCUGCUGGAGUCCGCUGGACGACAGACGUGUCCCCUGGUGUUAUUUCUCCUCCAACCACGGAUACGUAGCUCAGUCUGUGGACCAGUCCGAUCCAAACGUGGUGAAGGCUCGUCUUAUGAGAAUGGGAUCGCCCUCUUUAUUCGGCAAAGAUGUCAAAGAACUGGCCUUCCAGGCAGAUAUGCAGACCGAAAACCGUCUCCGGUUCAAGAUCUACGAUCCCCACGUCACGAGGUUUGAGGUGCCCCACGAACACGUGGCGAAGCUGGCCAGCAAGCCAAGCCACCCCAUCGGCAACACACUGGUCGUCACCAAGGAACCGUUUGGGCUGACCGUCUACCGGAAAGAGACCAAGAAGGCUAUAUUCAACACGACGAUGGCCCCGCUGAUAUUCUCCGACCAGUACCUUCAGCUGUCUGCCAAGCUUCCAUCCCACAAUAUCUACGGCCUGGGGGAGCACGUGCACCAACGCUUUCUCCACGACACCAACUGGAGAACGUGGCCAAUCUUCACGAGAGAUGGUUUUCCUAACGGGGGCACCCACAACCUCUACGGCCACUACCCUUUCUUCCUCUGUCUUGAAGACAACAGUGGGAAGUCGUUUGGCGUCUUCCUCAUGAACAGCAAUGCGAUGGAGGUGACUCUUCAGCCGGCACCAGCAGUAACCUACAGAACCAUCGGAGGUGUGCUGGACUUCUAUAUCUUCUUUGGAAACACGCCGGAACAAGUGGUCCAGCAGUUCCUUGAGCUGAUUGGACGACCUGUAAUCCCUCCCUACUGGUCACUGGGAUUCCAGUUAUCCCGGUGGGACUAUGGAAGUCUGGAGGAGGUUAAGAAUACCGUGGACAGGAACCGCGCUAUUGAAAUUCCAUAUGAAAUACAGUACACUGACAUCGACUACAUGGAGGACAAGAAAGACUUCACGUACGACAAAGUGAAGUUCAAAGAUCUGCCGACAUUUGCCGACUACCUCAACGAGAAGGGCCAGAAAUACAUCCUUAUCUUGGAUCCAGCUAUUGCCACAAGCAAGCGGGUGGGAAAUGCUCCCUAUGACUCCUAUGACCGUGGCACGUUGAAGAAGGCCUGGGUGACCACUUCAGAUGGAAAAACGCCUUUGCUGGGCGAGGUGUGGCCCGGGCAGACAGUGUUCCCAGACUACACCAGCUCGAACUGCAGUGAAUGGUGGACUGAUGAAUACGAACGCUUCUACAAGGAGAUCAAACAUGACGCCCUCUGGAUUGACAUGAAUGAAGUAUCAAAUUUCCAGAAAGGAUCAAUAAACGGUUGUGAAGACAAUGAACUUAACUACCCUCCAUACACACCAAAGAUUCUGGACGAAGUGAUGUACAGCAAGACGCUGUGCAUGGAUUCCAAGCAGGAAUGGGGGACUCACUAUGACGUCCACAGUUUGUACGCCUACUCCAUGGUGUUGGCCAGUGAAGUUGCCAUGAAGAAGGUCUUUGGACAAAAGCGCAGCUUGAUGUUGACCCGGUCCUCCUUCCCUGGUGUGGGGAAAUACUCUGGUCACUGGCUGGGCGACAACGCUGCCAACUGGAAUGAUAUUAAAUGGGCAAUCCCUGGCAUGCUGGAGUUUGGGCUCUUCGGGGUUCCUUACAUUGGUGCAGAUGUUUGCGGCUUCUUUGACGACUCAUCUGAAGAGUUGUGCCAACGCUGGAUGCAGGUGGGAGCCUUCUAUCCCUUCAGCCGAAAUCACAACGCCCAGGGUUACAAGCCCCAGGACCCUGCGGCCUACGGCGCUGACUCGGCACUGGUUCGCUCCUCCAAACACUACCUGAACAUCCGCUACACUCUGCUGCCCUACCUCUACACGCUCUUCUACAGAGCCCACACCGCAGGAGACACCGUGGUGCGGCCCCUCAUGCACGAAUUUUAUUCGGACAGCGCCACUUGGGCUGUUGACCGACAGUUCCUGUGGGGAAAACACCUGCUGAUCACUCCAGUGCUCGACCCGGGCGUGGACAGAGUCCAGGCGUACAUCCCCGACGCCGUGUGGUAUGACUACGAGACGAUGGAGAAAGUGCCUUUCCGAAAACAGAGCGUAGAUAUGUUUCUUCCAGCCGAAAAGCUUGGACUGCACAUUAGAGGCGGCGCGAUCCUCCCCACCCAGGAGCCAGCCGUCACCACGGUGUACAGUCGGCUCAACCCCAUGGGUUUGAUCGUGGCUCCUGACGGUAACUCCCAGGCAGCCGGGGACCUUUUCUGGGACGAUGGAGAAUCUAGAGACACAGUCCAAAGCGACAUGUUCACCCUCUACAACUUCACCUUCGACCGGGGAGUGCUGAAAGCGGAUGCCAUGAAAACGGGUUACACAGAUCCACAUGACUUGAAGUUCCAGACCGUAACAAUCCUUGCUGUGCCAGCACACCCGGGCAUCGUGUCGGUGACACAAGGGGCUGACACCACCUUGCUGCCAGAGGCCAGCGUUGAGCAUAAUGCUACAAAUCAGGUGCUCAUCCUUAAGAACCUCUCCCUGAACUUCGGAGAGAGCUUUGAAAUCCAGUGGGACUUUAUCAGAGAGGAAGACAUGCGAUUCGACUGCCAUCCUGAGGACGGCGCAGAUGAGACCAAGUGUGCAGCCAGAGGAUGCUUGUGGAGGCCCAGCACUGUCGAAUCUGUGCCAUGGUGCAUCUACCCAGCGGACUAUGGAUACAGUGUUACUGGUGAAACUGUCACUGACACAGGCAUAAGACUGGAUCUCAAUCGAAACAAAAAAUACAAGAGCAGCGGACGGCCAGACUCCCCAGACAUCGAUACACUCCAUGUUGAAAUUACCUUCCACACUGCUGACAUGCUACAGUUCAAGAUCACAGACCCAAAGACAAAGAGGUAUGAGGUUCCGGUGCCACUGUCCACACCUGCUGCUCCCGAGGCCAGCGAAGCAAAGAGGCUGUACCGAGUCAUGGUCACCAAAAAUCCUUUCGGCAUCCAGAUUGUGAGGAAAAGCACUGGAACCAAAAUCUGGGACUCGUCCGUGCCAGGUUUCACCUUCUCCGACAUGUUCAUCCAAGUGUCGACAAUGCUGCCGUCAAAGUCCAUCUACGGUUUUGGGGAGACAGAGCAUCCAACUUAUAAACAUGACCUCAACUAUCACACUUGGGGAAUGUUUUCCAAGGAUGAGCCACCUGGUUACAAGAAGAACAACUACGGCGUGCACCCGUUCUACAUGGGUUUGGAGACGACUGCCCAUGCUCACGGAGUGCUGCUGCUCAACAGCAAUGCCAUGGAUGUGACCCUGCAGCCAACCCCAGCUCUGACCUACCGGACUGUGGGAGGCAUACUGGAUUUCUACGUUGUUCUGGGGCCCACUCCAGAGAUGGUGGUGCAGGAGUACACUGCACUGAUUGGGCGACCUGUCCUACCUGCCUAUUGGUCCCUUGGGUUCCAGCUCUGCCGCUACGGUUAUGCAAACGACACGGAAAUAUCGAACCUGUACAAGGAGAUGCUCGCUGCAAAAAUCCCCUAUGAUGUGCAGUACGCAGACAUCGAUUACAUGGAGCGGCAGCUGGACUUCACGUUGAAUCCCAAGUUUGAGAACCUCCCGACCCUGGUCGACAGCAUGAGAAGCGAAGGCAUGCGAUUCAUAUUCAUCCUGGACCCGGCCAUCUCAGGUAACGAGACAAACUACCGUGCCUUUGACAGAGGUCAAGAACAAGACGUCUUCAUCAAAUGGCCCAAAGAAAUAAGCGAUUCCAUUGUGUGGGGGAAGGUCUGGCCCGACAAACCCAACGUCACAGUUGACGACACCCUGCCCUGGGACGAACAAGUGGAGCUUUACAGGGCGUACGCUGCAUUCCCUGACUUCCUCCGCACUCAGACGGCCACCUGGUGGCAUCAGGAAAUAAAGGACUACUACGACGAAGUCAUGAAGUUUGACGGCCUGUGGAUCGACAUGAACGAACCUGCCAGCUUUGUCCACGGCACCGUCGGCAAGUGCCUCGGGAACCCGCUCCUGGAUAUGCCACCGUACAUGCCACGCUUGGACUUCAUGGAGCGCGGGUUGACCCACAAGACUUUGUGCAUGAACAGUGAACAGAUACUCAGCGACGGAACAAAAGUCAGACACUAUGAUGUGCACAAUAUCUACGGAUGGUCUCACACCAAGCCGACAUACGAUGCCUUGCUGAACGUCACUGGGAAGAGAGGCAUCGUGGUGACCAGGUCCACCUUCCCAUCCAGUGGAAAGUGGUCGGGCCAUUGGCUGGGAGACAACAACGCCAGCUGGGACCAAAUGUACAAAUCCAUCAUUGGCAUGAUGGAGUUCAGCAUGUUUGGCAUUUCCUACACGGGUGCCGACAUUUGUGGAUUCUUUAACAAAGCUGAAUAUGAGAUGUGUCUCCGCUGGACGCAGUUGGGCGCUUUCUACCCAUACGCUCGCAACCACAAUGGCAAGGGCAACCCGAGACAAGAUCCCGUCGCUUGGAACGCCACGUUUGCUGACGCCUCCCGGAAUGUCCUCAAUGUCCGCUACACACUUCUGCCGUACCUCUACACGCUCAUGUAUGAGGCUCACACCAAAGGAAGCACAGUUGUCCGGCCAGUACUGCAUGAAUUCACGGACGACCAAACAACCUGGGACAUCUACCGGCAGUUCCUGUGGGGGCCUGCUCUUCUCAUCACUCCUGCUCUGGACCCGGGCGUCACCACAGUGGAGGCCUAUGUUCCCAAGGCGAAGUGGUACGACUACUACACCGGUGAGAGUCUUGGUGUGCGUGGCAAGAUGGUCAAGAUGUACACUCCACUUGAUCACAUCAACCUUCACGUGAGAGGGGGCCACAUCCUGCCGUGGCAGAAGCCGGAGAACAACACGCACUACAGUCGGAUGAAUCCGCUCGGACUGAUCGUGGCUCUGAAUGACUUGGGGACUGCUAAGGGAUCGUUCUUCUGGGAUGACGGAGAAGGAAUUGACACGGUGAAAAAUGGAGAGUACCUGCUGACCAACUUUAACGUGAAGCAGAAAACCUUGACAUCACAAGUUGUCGUGAACAAGAUUGCUGCCAAGGACUUACUGACACUCGGCGUGGUGAGAGUUUGGGGAGCAGGCUUUAGAAAAAUCACAACAGCCAGUCUCACAGUAGGAACUGGUGCGCCACAGGCCUUGACUCCAGAGUACAACACUGCGACGCAGGUGCUGACCAUUGACGUCACCAGCAAGUCUGUCUCGCUGGGGGCGCCAUUCACGAUCAAAUGGAGUUGAAGACCUGCUGUGGUCAAUGUCGAUGUUAUUAACUUAAUAAACCUGUGUGUGCAGUGA